Molecule: messenger RNA, 4539 nt
Organism: Cynoglossus semilaevis (tongue sole)
Lineage: Eukaryota; Metazoa; Chordata; Actinopteri; Pleuronectiformes; Cynoglossidae
Gene: lingo1a
Product: leucine rich repeat and Ig domain containing 1a
Exons: 3
Coding region: 1423-3273 (616 amino acids)
Cellular component (GO): plasma membrane
Molecular function (GO): protein binding
Source: RefSeq, a predicted model, not a curated record
UUUACAGCAACAGGUGGAGUUAACAAGACAGAGGUGAGGAAGUUCAACUAUAGGACCAGGGUGUUAGAUAGAUGAGUAAAGGAGUAAAGGCAUUUUUAUUGAGGCUGUCAAUCAACUGCAAUUUUAAAUCUGAUUAUUUACUAAGUGGCUGUGGAUUAAUCAUGAUUAAUCGAGAUAAAUCGACAUUCCUAAAAUGCUGCAGGAACAAAAAGACAAAUAUCAUCAGGUCCCACAGAUACAUACUGGGCCUUAAGAUGGUAUUUAAAACACAAAGUGCUUCAAUAAAACAAAAAUUCUUUUUGACAGGGUGUACAAAUGCCCUGUGUAUUUGAUAAGUUGAUUAAGUGUGCAUGAAGCUGUGGAGGUUUUUAAACCAACCAAACUUUCAUGCCACACUGGGUUUUCAUUGGCACCGAUUAACAUUCGUACGUUCGUGUUCACGCGCAGCAUGUUGAGCAGCACAGUUUGUAUCUGUACCAGGUGGUAAAAAUAAGGUGAGUGAUGAAGUCUGUGAUCGGAUGAUGUGCUUUUCUUAUCCCUCCCUGCUAUCACCGCAGCUUAUUUUAUCUGCUCAGCUCUGUGCACAGACACGGCCCAUUACUCAGGGUACAGUCGGGAAAACAGAUCAAAUUGAAGUGUUUUUUUUGUUGUUGUUGUUGUUGUUUUUUUGCAUUUUUGUUUUAUUUUUGCAUUUUGAAUCAACACCAUGCUGAACAGUUAAUUAUCUCUCAUGAUAUGCACAAAACAGACUGCAGUUCAGGCUGAAACAGAGGCAUCAGCGAGAGCGAGAGAGAGAGAGAGAGAUGGAGGAACACUCUCCUCUCCCUCUCCUCUCCCCAUCUCUCAUCACAUACUGCGGCUCCUCCUCCCAACUUACUCCCCUCCACAUCCCUCCCUUCCGCUGUGCCUCUUUCGCUCCGGCUCCAUCCAUCCUUUGCUCUUCCUUAAUCUUUCAUCCUGGGUGACACCGAGCCUCGCCUCCUGUGAGUGUGUGUGAAAUGCCAUGUGAACAGCAUGUGUCAGUGUGUGCACAUGCGUGGCUCUGCGGCUCACGGGGAGGACUCAUGAAGUGCUCUGGACUCGGAUAUUAGAUGUGUGUUUUUUAACAGCACUCUAAAAUCUUUCCCAUUAGAGAACCUCAUUUUCUUCCACUUCUUGGGGCAGCGUCUUGAUGGAAUCUUCCCUCCUUUCCCCAGUAUCUUGGAUUUAAUGAGCAGUUUUCCUGGAAUGAAGCAGGCAAUAACUGGAUUCCUGUUGUCACAGCUCUGGUGGUUGAUUAAGUGAGGAUGCUGUGAGGGUAUGUGGAUUAACAAGAGACCCUGUUCACAUCAGACCUCCAGAGUCCAGCCUCGUGCACCGUAAGCAUCGCCAGUAGCUCUUUGGACUCAGCUGGCUCCGCAAUUACUGCCUGUAACCGAUAAGAUGGUGGCCAGGAAAGCAACUGGGCACGGCUGCUUGGUAGCUUUCUGGCAGCCCAUUCUGAUCCUGAUGCUGAGCGCUGUGCUUACUGGCUCCACCACAGGCUGUCCAUCCCGCUGCGAGUGCAAUGUUCAAGAGCACUCCGUGCUGUGCCAUCGCAGGAAGCUCAUGACAGUACCUGAGGAAAUUUCUCCAGACACGAGACUGCUGGACCUCAGCAAGAAUCGCAUUAGAACCAUCAACCCAGAUGAGUUUGUCAACUUGCUCAACCUGGAACACCUAGAGCUCAGUGAAAACAUAAUUUCUACCAUUGAACCCGGAGCAUUCAACAACCUCUAUGGCUUGCGGACCUUGGGGCUGCGUAGCAACAAGCUUAAGUUAAUCCAGAUUGGUGUCUUUACAGGCCUAAGCAACCUUACACACCUGGACAUAAGUGACAACAAAAUUGUCAUACUGUUAGACUACAUGUUCCAGGAUUUGUAUAACCUCCAGUCUUUAGAGGUAGGUGAUAAUGACCUGGUUUUCAUUUCCCACCGGGCUUUUCAUGGUCUCAAUAGCCUUGAGCACCUGAGUCUUGAGAAGUGCAACCUGUCCUCCGUGCCCACAGAUGCUUUCACCCAUCUACACAGUUUGAUCACUCUUAGGCUACACAAUCUCAAUAUUAAUGUGAUACGGGAUUACUCCUUUAAACGUCUCUAUAGGUUGAAGGUCCUGGAGAUAGCAAACUGGCCCUUUUUGGAUACAAUGACUCCAAAUUGCUUGUAUGGAUUAAAUCUCACCUCCCUGACCAUUGCAAAUGCCAACCUGACCGCAAUUCCCUAUGUUGCCCUGAGGCACCUUGUUUACUUACGCUUUCUUAAUCUUUCUUAUAAUCCCAUCCACAGCAUUGAGGGACAUAGGCUCCAUGAACUCCUGCGUUUGCAGGAGUUGCACCUGGUUGGAGGCAGACUGGCCAUAAUCGAGCCUUACGCCUUCCAUGGCAUAAAUUUCCUGAAGAUUUUAAAUGUGUCUGGAAACUUACUAAGCACCUUGGAGGAGUCUGUUUUUCAUUCACUUGGUAACCUGGAGACGCUCUCCUUGUACGAUAAUCCCCUAGCCUGUGACUGCCGACUGUUGUGGGUUUUCAAAAGACGCUGGCGACUAAACUUCAACAAGCAGCAGCAGCCCACUUGCGCCUCCCCAGAGUUUGUCCACGGCAAAGACUUUAAAGGGUUUCCUGAGGUUCUGCAGCCUAACUACUUUACUUGCCGCAAGUCCAGGAUUAGGGAUCGCAAACCCCAGCAGAAAUUUAUUGACGAGGGAUCUAUCGUUCAUUUCGCUUGCCAGGCGGAUGGAGAUCCUGCCCCGGUGAUUAUGUGGUUGUCCCCACAGAAAAAGUAUAUCACCACCAAGACAAUUGGAAGGCUUUCUGUGUUGCCAGAUGGUACCCUUGAGGUUCGCUAUGCCCAAAUUCAAGACAAUGGUACAUAUGUUUGUAUAGCUAGCAACGCAGGUGGAAACGACACAACACUGGCUCACUUGCACAUUCAUAGCUACUCACCAGAUUGGCCACACCAGCCUAAUAAAACUUUUGCAUUCAUCUCCAACCAGCCUACUGACACGGGUGCAAAUGACACAAGAGCCAAUGCCCCUUUCCCGUUUGACAUAAAGACGUUGAUUAUCGCAACCACAAUGGGCUUCAUCUCCUUUCUCGGUGUCGUCCUCUUCUGCCUGGUAUUGCUCUUUCUGUGGAGUAGAGGAAAAGGUAACACAAAGCACAACAUUGAGAUUGAGUAUGUGCCACGGAAAUCGGACGCUGGCAUGAGCAGCGGCACAGUGGAAGCUCCACGCAAGUUUAACAUGAAAAUGAUUUAAUGGAACCUUGGGAUUUACUAAUGUGAACUCACAAAAAAAAAAAAAAAAGACAAGUAAAAAAUAGGACAUUGUCUGUUUUCCUACAAACCUGUGGAUCCUGGUCUGUUGAAAUAGAGUAUUUUUUCUGCCUGAAGGACUAGAGGAGGGCAGUUCCUGACUUUACCAUGUGAGAGGGAAUGAAAGAUCACCCAGUGAACAUCCAGGGAUUCUACCAGGCUGGUGGGGGCAUUGAUUACAAAAUUGAAUUAAUCAUUGGCAGUUUAUUAUCCAUAUUUAACACAAAACAAUGUGAGGGAUAAAUAUUGUGUUUAUUAUUGUUUUAUCUGUAUUGUUUUAUAAGUUUCUCCUCACAGCCAGGUGCUAAAUAAGACGUAAGCCUUGGUCUAUAUUUUCCAAAUGUUGCCGUUUUAACACUCAUCGGAGAUUGACUCCCGGAUUAGUUAAGGUGCAAUGAAAACACGUUUGUGUUCACAUUGACUUUUAAUACGGGAUUCGCUUCAGACUUGAUAUCUGUAUUUGUUCGGCAUCAGACAGCUAAUGCCCAACACACUGUUAAAAUUGCAGCAAAUAAGGGAAAUAAAGAACUGUAGUGUUGUUAUGAAGGUACGGACGUCAAACCUAUGAGAAACCGUUGGCUUCAAAACCAUUCAGUGACACAACAAAUUAAUCAGAAUCAAUUAAUUAUUCAAAUAAGCAAACUUUGACAUUCAGUGUUUAGCAUCAGUAAAUCACUGACUUUGGUGUGUCCAAAGAGAAAACUAAAAGAAAUUCUCGCCAUUUUGAUCAAACAGCUUAAACUGUAGACAUGGCUGCAUUAGAUUUGGCAGCAGUGUAGAUGUAUAGACAAAUAAGAAAACAUAUGAAAUAAUGACUGUGUAUCAUUCAUUAUUAAGACCUUUCUAAUGUGUCACCACAAAAAAUAAAUAAAGGGAACGUGACAUUUUUCUGUCAUUAGAAUGCAUAUGCAAACUGUUUGCUGAUGAUGAACCACUUUCUUUUUAGCAAAGAUGUUAGUUAAGGUAUAACAGCAAUGCUUUUGGUCUCUUAGAUUGUUGGCAUUAAAGAAACAUUUUAAAACAUCAGUUUUAAAUACAGAACUCUUAUUCACAUGACCAGAUUAACAGUCAUUACAGGCAUAUGGAUAGAGGAUAUACUGUAAUAAGGAUUGAGAAAGUAUAGAUUUUGGGCUGUAUUCUUCAGCCAACAAGGGGCACUAAUGACAUUAAAAUGGUCACACUGGCUAUGGUUAUUUCAUAUUUGGACAAA